AUGCUUGGCCGCCUUUCCAACAUCAGCCACAUGGAUCAGUGUUCACGGCGCAGCAGUCUGAUGCGACACCUUUUGGUUCAACGAGUCAUCAGUUCCGACCACACAGCUGGUUUUCAGCAUGCGAGGCCGUCCAUUCAACAUCAACCACACGGACCAGUGUUCAAAGUGACACGUUUUGGUCCCACGAAUCAUCAGGGUGUGGAUGCUGGUCUUGGAUAUCACCCUCUCACAGCGCCGCAGCUUUACGCACCUCUGCAGCUUUCAGUCUUUUUAAAUGUAGUGGCAUGUCCAACGAAUUGGUCGGAAAUACUGAAGAAACUUGCCGAAAUGGUGCCUGAUACAGAUGAAGCGAGAAAACAGCAAAAUGGAGCUGGUGCUCAGAAUUCGGUACCGCACAAGCCCGUCAACAACACAGACGAUGAUUUACAUGAUGAAUGCAUGUACAGACGAUAA
This is a messenger RNA of Gongylonema pulchrum, 453 nucleotides long. The record is from the annotation of a GenBank genome assembly. NCBI's taxonomy places the organism in Eukaryota, Metazoa, Nematoda, Chromadorea, Rhabditida, Gongylonematidae.